AUGGCCCCAACCCCCCCUCCUAAAUCCAUCAUAAAGAACGCAAGAGCGUGGCAGGUGACCGUGGUCUACCUGGAGCACCUCCCUUCUGGAGCACCUCCCUCCUGGAGCACCUCCGUCCUGGAGCACCUCCGUCCUGGAGCACCUCCCUCCUGGAGCACCUCCGUCCUGGAGCACCUCCGUCCUGGAGCACCUCUCUCCUGGAGCACCUCCCUCCUGGAGCACCUCCGUCCUGGAGCACCUCCCUCCUGGAGCACCUCCCUCCUGGAGCACCUCCGUCCUGGAGCACCUCCCUCCUGGAGCACCUCCCUCCUGGAGCACCUCCGUCCUGGAGCACCUCCCUCCUGGAGCACCUCCGUCCUGGAGCACCUCCGUCCUGGAGCACCUCCCUCCUGGAGCACCUCCGUCCUGGAGCACCUCCCUCCUGGAGCACCUCCGUCCUGGAGCACCUCUGUCCUGGAGCACCUCCCUUCUGGAUCACCUCCCUCCUGGAGCACCUCCGUCCUGGAGCACCUCCGUCCUGGAGCACCUCCCUCCUGGAGCACCUCCGUCCUGGAGCACCUCCCUCCUGGAGCACCUCCGUCCUGGAGCACCUCCGUCCUGGAGCACCUCCCUCCUGGAGCACCUCCGUCCUGGAGCACCUCCGUCCUGGAGCACCUCCGUCCUGGAGCACCUCCCUCCAGACAGGCCCAGCUGGAGAACUGCGCUCCUCCCCCGCGCUUGACGUGCUCGUUGUGGAGGGAGGGGCCAGGGGCUCAAGAUCUGAAGACUGCCCUCAUGGAGCGAGACGAUUCCUCUUCUGGAACCAGCAGCCGCACCACCAGGCUCAUUCACUGA
Messenger RNA from Osmerus eperlanus (European smelt), 834 nucleotides. RefSeq names its product inter-alpha-trypsin inhibitor heavy chain H6-like. Bases 1 to 834 code for a protein of 277 amino acids. The transcript is spliced from 3 exons. Lineage: Eukaryota; Metazoa; Chordata; Actinopteri; Osmeriformes; Osmeridae. The record is from RefSeq and is a predicted model, not a curated record.